Messenger RNA from Rubroshorea leprosula, 1558 nucleotides. The record is from the annotation of a GenBank genome assembly. NCBI's taxonomy places the organism in Eukaryota, Viridiplantae, Streptophyta, Magnoliopsida, Malvales, Dipterocarpaceae.
GUAUCAUGUUAACUAUAGGAGUAUCGAAAAUAAAUAAAACCUGCCUUGAUGUCGUCGGGGAAAGGACCGGACUCCGCAAUUGACUAUUUUUCACCGAUUUAGGCCGGAAGACAGAAGGAAAUUGCCCUAAAAUGGAAAAUAGAAAACCGGAAAUGCCACUGGAACCCCCGCCUUUCGAGGAAGCAGCUCGCUGCGACGUCUGCAAAUGCAGCUUCAACACUUUCCGGCGUCGGCAUCAUUGCCGUUGUUGUGGGAGGACAUUAUGCAAUGAACAUUCAUCAAAUCAAAUGGCUUUACCUCAAUUUGGCAUACAUUCAGCUGUUAGAGUUUGUGCAGAUUGUUUCAAUAACUCCACACGAUUUGAGAAGACUGAACCACAGGCUUCUUCAUAUGGAGUUGAUUCUGUAUCAGACAAUGUUUCAAGAUUAGACAUUGGUGUAGAUCAAGGUUCAAAAACUGAACCAAUCACACAGCAUCAACCUGCCACAGGCAUUCCAGAUUGCAAAUGCGGGAUGCCUUUAUGCAUCUGUGAAGCUCCAGCACCAUCUACAGAUGCAGUAGUGCCACAGACAAAGCCCACUUCAUCACUUACAGUUUCAUCAGUUUCAAAACCAAAAAAGACAGACGCUGUUCCAAGGAGUAGAGGGUCUACUUCAAACAGCAAACCUAGCUCAAUUUUCAAUCCCGGUCUGGUGACUAAUGGCAAUGAAGAUAAACCUCAAGUGGACUAUGAAGUAAAUGGAGAGGGUUUAAGAGAAGCUAUUAAGAAUGGUGAUACAGCUGCAGCCAAGAGGCUUCUUAGUGAGGGUGUUGAUGCAAACUACCAUGACAAACAAGGAUCAUCUUUACUGCAUUUGGCGGCAUUAUUUAAUCAAACAGAUAUAGCUUUUGCCCUCAUGGAAUGUGGAGCAAGUGUGGACUAUAAGAAUGCACAAGGGGAAACACCGCUUGAUUGUGCUCCAGCAACUUUGCAAUACAAGAUGCGAAUGAAAUUGAAAGAGAGAGACUAGCAUGGCCUAGAUCAGAGCGUCUGAGAGAAAACACAACUUUCUCUAACUAUGAGCUACAAGAACAAGCUUCAGUUUACCUAGAGACUUUCUCUUGAUCAGGUGCUGGUUGGGGUUGUUGUGUGCAGUAUGGUACCAGUACAGAAACUUCAACAUACGGAGUUUUGAUAAAAAAAAAAAAAAAAAGAAGUCCUCUUCCAAGUCAAUAAUAGUCUGUUUAUGUCUGCCGCAAAGAAGAUUAUUGAGUUCACAUGUGUGCUUGUAAACCUGUUUUGGUAGGGCCUGGAAUACGUUUGAAGCUGUCUUCUUUGUUUGUAUAGAUAAGAAUAAGACCAAACAUAUUUUGGUUAAUCCUAAGCGGAUUACCUAGGAUGCUUUUGUCGUCUCCUUAUCAUCACGAUGUUUGCUGAAGUAUGUUACAGCUUGUCCAGCUACCUGCUACUUUAACUGACAUGCAAAUAUAACAGCAGCCAUCUCUUUUUAUGUCAAUCUGACAUGGAUUACGGUUAAGGUCAAAUGUACAUGUCAUGCAAUAGACUUGGGUAACGUUU